CUUGAGAGCCUCGAGACGCUCGUCCAAACCGCAGGAGCUCUCUUGAAGCAGCUCCAAGACGUGCUCGGUGAAAUCCGAAAGAACCCAGAGGCCGUCUCGACACCAGCGACUUCGGCAACAUCAACAACGCCUCUCGAUGCCAUCGCCCUGGCUCGCGACUCUGCUACUCUGAUCAAAGCUCAUGCCACCAAAGUCUCGCUGCUUAUCAUAAACAAGCCCUUCACCCCGAGCGCAAUCUCCUCUGUAGUCCGCGAGCUUGUCACCGGCCCUAUACCCGGUCUUGCAGCUUCCGUCCAGGCUUGCGAUUCAAAUGGAUUCACCUUGGUAUUUCGGCGCGAGUUGGCGUGGCGAUGCCAGCGCGUAUUGGUAGAGCUGGCCGAUCUCCUGCAGAAGAUACCCAAGGACGGGAAAGUCUUGACAAAGGAAAACGAAGGGUUUGGUGCCUCAGGAAAAGGCAGCAUUGCGUCAACUGGUGUCCUCUGGGCUGCUUGCGACAAGGUUAUCAGCUUUGCUAAUGGCGGCGUCAGCGGAUUCUUCGUGGAAAAGAUGAACGAGUGGAAGGAUACCCUCAACGACAUCAUGGAAGAGAUGAAGGAAUGGGGCGAUGAGGAACCUGAUGAAGAGGGCGAUGAGGACGAAGACGACGAAGACGAGGUCGAUGAUCUUGCUGAUCAGGUCGGGUCAACCCAUAUAUCGACCCAAAACCUUCUCGACGACCUCAUGAAUUCUCACCGAACCAUCCCUGCCUCAGACCCUGACGGCAUCCGGCCCCGCCUCGAAUCGUCCCUCCGCCGCCUGCGCCUCGUCAUCCUCCUAUACCAAGCCAUCACCAAGCGUCGCAUGAAGAAGCUGCCCCCCUUGCCACAGAGCGACGCCAGCGGAAAAGUACCGCGCCGACUAGACGAGCUCGCUACCUUGCUGCAGAAGCUCCCCGAUAGUUUCGGGGAUUUGGCGUGUGCCUUUUACGAGCUGCGGCCGAGGGAGAUUGACGAUGCCAUGGACCAGUGCUUCCUCGAUGCGUUUGCCGUGAGUGAGCUGCUGAGCGAGAGCUGGGACGGCUCGAGAGAUGAGUUUACGGAGUGGACAGAAAAGUUUCAAAAGGAGAUUAAAAAAGCAUAG
Messenger RNA from Trichoderma virens Gv29-8, 1119 nucleotides. RefSeq lists its product as uncharacterized. The transcript has a single exon. The record is from RefSeq and is a predicted model, not a curated record. Gene Ontology annotation, biological process: regulation of cell cycle. The annotation marks the transcript as partial. Gene Ontology annotation, cellular component: nucleus. NCBI's taxonomy places the organism in Eukaryota, Fungi, Ascomycota, Sordariomycetes, Hypocreales, Hypocreaceae.